AUGUGGCGGGUCUGCGCGGUGGAGACGCCCGUAGCAGCGAUGACGAGCCUGACCCUUGUGUCCGCCCCCAAGAUGCCGUGGCCCCCCCAGCCCCCGGUCUCUACCGUUGUGGAGCUGAACGUGGGGGGCGAGUUCUACACCACCACCCUGGCUACCCUGAGAAAACUCCCGGACUCAAAGCUAGCCGAGAUGUUCUCCAGCUUCGCCAAGACCUGCAGGGACGCCAAGGGCCGCUUCUUCAUCGAUCGCCCCGGCUCCUAUUUUGGGCCCAUCCUGGACUACCUGCGCAGCGGGCAACUGCCCACGCAGAACAUCCCCGAAGUGUACCGUGAAGCUCAGUUUUACGACAUCAAGCCUUUGGUCAAGCUCCUGGAGGACACGCCGCAGAUCUUCGGCGAGCAGGUGGCUCGGAAGCAGUUCGUGCUGCGAGUGCCAGGCUACAGCGAGAACCUGGAGCUCAUGGUGCGCCUGGCGCGCGCCGAGGCCGUGGGCGCGCGCAGGUCGAGCGUGAUAGUGUGCGCGGUGCCCACCGAGGAGCAAGAGACGUGGUGUGCGGAGGCUCUUCGGGUCCUGGAGGCUGACAAGAAGUCUGUUGUCAAGUUCGGGCCUUGGAAGGCGGCCCCAGACAGAGACGACCUCCUGCACUGCGUGGAGAUGGACAUUAAGGCCCAGGGAUACACGGUGUUCUAUGAGCGCUACCCCUUGGAGAAGGUGUCCCGGGCCAAGCUCUGCCACGCCUUCUACAUAUUCAGCUUCACCUGGUGGCACCUCCCACCAGAGGCUCCGCCUUCUCCAAGCUACGCUCGAGAUUUCUUUCCUCUGGCGCAAGAAGCGUGGGCGGCGAAAUCUGUCCGUACAGCGGCGGGGCAGUCGAGCAGCCGGAAGCGGGCCUCUCUUUCCCAAGAAGCCCACUGCCUUGUGGGAUAG
Molecule: messenger RNA, 927 nt
Organism: Carlito syrichta (Philippine tarsier)
Lineage: Eukaryota; Metazoa; Chordata; Mammalia; Primates; Tarsiidae
Gene: KCTD14
Product: potassium channel tetramerization domain containing 14
Biological process (GO): protein homooligomerization
Molecular function (GO): protein binding
Source: RefSeq, a predicted model, not a curated record